CAACGUGCUCGAAACCUCGUCCCAAACACUUUGGAAAUUACUCCCUCUUGCAACCGGGUAUUAGAUAUAGACUACCGGGGAACACUCACAGGUAAUACAGUGUGAAAACAGUCACCAGAGAGGUGACUUUUUCUCCGCCAAAAACUCUUUUAUCCGGGACUGAAGCAAACGGAGUUGCCGAACGUGCUCGGAGCUCGUGAAGGACGCUAGCCUCCGUUAGCCGGAGUGUCAACACAACGUGCUCGAGAGCGUGUCAUUCGGUGAGCUUUAACCCGACUGCCGGGACGAGCUACGGAGAGCAGCCCCGGACUCCUGCGCCGCCGUCACGGUUUGACUGGAAGCGGGCUAACUCGAGCUAGCCGUCGCCUCGGCUUUUUGUGAACUGUGGACCAACGCGCCGCUCGACAUGCCACGGAGGAAAAAAGGGAAGCGUGGCUCCAGCAAGCCGGGUACUAGAAAUGGGGUGAAGGGAGAGUCCGGUGCGAGUGAUGAGGAGCUGACGUCUGACAUUCUCAGCCCCGGCAGCAGUGCCAGCGAGUGCACGUCUGUGGUGGAAGAGGGCGUAGGAGGGGAGCCGGUGGAUGAGCAGACGGCCCAGGAGGAAACAUUAGACAAACUGAAGCAGUGCAUAGACAACCUGAUGGAUAAGAGCACCAAGACGCGUCUCGCCGGUCUCGAGUCGUUGCGACUGGCCUUCUCCUCCCAAUUGCUGUACGACUUCCUGACGGAGCGACGCCUCACCAUCAGCGACUGCCUGGAAAGAAGCCUUAAGAAGGGCAGCGCAGAGGAGCAGGCAGCGGCAGCCACAGUCUUCACCCUGCUCUGCAUCCAGCUGGGGGGCGGAGACGAGGCAGAGGAGGGCUUCAAGAUGCUUCGCCCCGUCCUCACCGCUAUUCUCCUCGACAACACUGCCAACGUCGCAGUCCGCCAGAGUUGUGCCAGAGCUUUGGGGAUGUGCUGCUAUGUCUCCACCUCUGAAGAAGGAGAGGACUUGAUCAAGUCCCUGACCCUACUGGAGAGUGUGUUCAUGGCUUCCUACCCCAACAAAGAGGGAACGCUGCCAACAUCCAAACCGGGCAGUCCAGCCCUGCACAACGCCGCCCUGCAGGCCUGGUCGCUGCUGGUCACCCUCUACCCUACGUCAAGACUGGCCGUGCUGCUGGACCUUCACCUCCCCAAACUGCAGGCGUGUCUGCAGAGCUGUGACGUCGACUACAGGAUAGCAGUGGGAGAGACCAUCGCCCUGUUGGUGGAACUCAGACGAGAUAUAGAUGAGGAAUUUGCCGUGGAGGACAGUGAAAGUAUGUGUGACUGUCUGAAGAGUUUAGCCACAGACAGCAACAAGCAUCGAGCCAAGAACGACCGGCGGAAACAGCGCUCCGUCUUCAGGGACGUGCUACAUUACAUCGAGAACGAGGACUUCACCGAUGAGAAGAUCCAGUUUGGAAUCGAGAGCGUUUACAUCGACAGCUGGAUGAGAAGGAGAAUCUAUGAUGCCUUCAAAGAGAUCCUGGAGUCCGGAGUCAGACACCAUCUACAGUUCAACCCACUACUGAGAGACAUCUUUGGCCUCGGCUCUCCCCUCAUACUGGACGCUACGACCAAAGGCAAAAAGAGCUCUCGAUUAGAGAAGCAUCUUUUCAACUCGGCUGCCUUCAAGGCCAGGACUAAACAACGGAGCAAAGUCCGGGACAAAAGGGCUGACGUCAUGUGAGAAGAGGAGGAGGACAAGAAGGAGAAGAAGAAGGAUGAUGAUGGAGUGAAUGGAUGGUAUGCAAGGCACUCCUUGGGCUCGUGUGAGAUGGAUGCAGAAUGAUGUCUUCGACACUUCAGCUGUCAGACACAAAGACUCAACAAACUGAACAGGGUAUUUCACUUGUAGACUAAUUCUCCAGAUGCAAGAUGGCCAACAUUUAUAUUCUUAGCUCCCACUGUCGAACGCAACUUCAUUGUUCCUCCUCGCAGACGUUCGUGUUUGUUUUUUUCAUUCGAAAAAUUCACACAUUUUAGCUUCAAAGUCGAUACUGCAAUUCAAUGCUUAACUUUUUCUUCUUUAAAAAAAAAAAAAGUAUUUAUAUGUGGGAUUAAAACUACAGGUGUAAAAGACAUUUCAUCUCUAGGUAUCAAAAAGUUUAUUUUAUUUUAUCUAAAGAAAUACAGAGCAAGUAAAUUAUUAUGUAAGACUCAAACAUUUUGAGGUAUGAGAAAGCCUCCGUUGUGCUCAUUCCUGAUAGUCAACUUAAACUGCUGCCUGGUGGCUUGAUGGGUCAGUCAAUUCUCUUUUUAAAUUUUUUAUUCUUCUUAUUUACUUUAGUUUCCACAUAAAGUUGCUCUUCGUGGACAUAAUCGGUCCUGGCUAAUACCUGAAGUUUAAUGUUCGAGCAUCAACUUCUUUGACAAAGAAAAGACAAACAGCCACGAUGAAUCUGUCGGCUAAAUAUUCUUCAUUGUCCUCCCAGUGGGGCUACUCUAACUGCCCAACAAGAAACAGACUUUACAAACAACGCACGCUAAAAGACAAUGUGUGUGGUGGUUGUGUGAGUGUUUUUAUUUUAUUUUAUUUCUCGUCAUAAAAAAAAAAAAAGAUCAUAUUUCUAUUGCCAUAUUUUGUUGUUGAGGAAAAAUAUUUUUUACCAUUUCUGGUGGAUAAUUGUAAUAAAACCAGUACUGUGUGAUUUUUAAGAAACUUUAAAAAUGCGAAGAACCAUUUACAAAUACAAUAAUGGGAUACCAAUGAAGAAAAGAAUUUAUAAUGUUUUUAUCAUGUAUAUUUUAAAAUGUGGGUGGGUGGCUCCUACCAUGUGCAUGUAUUGCAGAUGGACUGCGUAGAGAUAUAUGGUAAGAUGUGUACUUGAAUCAUUGGAUACAUUUGACUGAUCCUCUGAUGAGCAGUAAAUGCAUACAAGCCGCUCAUGGUGGUCAGGUGUUUUUGAUUUUAAUAUUUUAAAACAGUUGCCAGGGAAUUUGACAUAGCUUGGUGAAAAACUCAUCAGCUCUCUCAGUUCCUAUUGUUGAAGUGCAGGAUCAGGCCCCACAUGUUACAGCUUUACCAAACUUGACUCAUUGGUUCUGGUGUUACGGCACACGGGCAAAAGAUGGAUCAAAAUAAAUAAAGACUAUUUAAGGAUGUU
Pseudoliparis swirei is the source of this 3131-nucleotide messenger RNA. RefSeq names its product interferon-related developmental regulator 2 (gene ifrd2). Bases 407 to 1714 code for a protein of 435 amino acids. NCBI's taxonomy places the organism in Eukaryota, Metazoa, Chordata, Actinopteri, Perciformes, Liparidae. The transcript has 12 exons. The record is from RefSeq and is a predicted model, not a curated record.